Messenger RNA from Candidula unifasciata, 546 nucleotides. The record is from the annotation of a GenBank genome assembly. Lineage: Eukaryota; Metazoa; Mollusca; Gastropoda; Stylommatophora; Geomitridae.
AUGAGGUUUCUAGACGUCAUAUUUUUCAUUUAUUUCCUCACCCACAUUCCGAUCUCAGUGUUGGUUGAUUUCCAAGCUCUGUUACCAUCAAAGUAUUACCCGCAACAGCUAAUAGCACUGAAAGAUUGGUACUGCACAGAAUUCCGUGACCCCCUGCUGAUGCUACCACCAGUGUGGUUCAAGUCGCUGAUUGUGUGCGAGCUCUUUCAGUUCCCCUUUUUCUUUGUUGCUGUUUAUGGCUUCUUCAAAGGUGCCCGGAUCUGUAAAUGGCUGAGAUUGCCCUGUAUUAUCUACGGAAGCCAUGUGGCAACAACGCUGGUUCCGAUCAUAUUUCACGUUUUGUUGCAAGAUUUUUCUAAGGAGAAACUACCUAGCCCGCGAAACUUUAAUGAGCGUCUGUUCCUCUUGUCAGUCUACACUCCCUAUUUAUUGAUCCCCAUAGCUUUGGUUCUGGAUGCUCUGUUCAGUUCUGCUUACCGAGACUCUCCACAAGACCAAAAGCAACAGAAGCAGCAGCAGCAACAGAAGCAGAAGAAGGUUAAAUAA